This is a messenger RNA of Rhinichthys klamathensis goyatoka, 1521 nucleotides long. RefSeq lists its product as uncharacterized. The record is from RefSeq and is a predicted model, not a curated record. The coding region runs from base 1 to 1521 and encodes 506 amino acids. Gene Ontology annotation, molecular function: ubiquitin-protein transferase activity. NCBI's taxonomy places the organism in Eukaryota, Metazoa, Chordata, Actinopteri, Cypriniformes, Leuciscidae. The transcript has 11 exons.
AUGGCCCCGUCACCAGCUGAUGAGGUGCAGCUUUUGCAAGCUGGCUUGGGAAAACCGAAUCUUACCAUGCCUGAUGACUUGAAACAUUCAGAGGUCUCUAGCUUGUUCAGUGAUGCAUACCCAAAAAUGAACUCUGCAUCUGGAGGCUGGCUUCUUUACAAAGCAACUGGUGGACAGGGUAGAAGGCGGUUAAAUCUAGUUCCUCCGGAGUCUGAAGGCUACUGUGGGAGCACAAUUAGAAGUGCAACUGUAGGGGGGAAAACAAUGUUGUACAUUGUUCCAUUACAAGAUGAGUUUGACCUGUCACCUCUACCAUCUGAUGCCCCGGAGUUCUCUCAAAUGCCUAAAGCAGAAUGUAAGAAAUGCUUCAAAUCUAUGCCACUACAGAUUCUUGCUCUGCACGUAAAGGAAUGCAACACUGCUGAAUAUGAGACGCUUUCUGACUCAGAACCAGAGCUGACUGAUCUACCUCCUGAUUCACCUGAAUUACCUCCUGUUACUGAAGAAGAGUCACCAGAGGCAAAGUGUCCUGUUUGUCAGCAAAGUUUUCCUGCGAAGGAAUUGGAGCUCCAUGCAAGUUUUUGUGGCGAUUUAGAUAGUCCAGUUGGCCUUCUAAGCCCUGAUAUAAUGGAGUCACAAAAAGAAGAAAUGUCAUGUGAAGAGGAUGUACUGCGAUGGCUUGCUGCUCAAGUUGACACCUCCAAAGAAUUAAGUAUCUGUGUGUCUAGAAUGAACCUCUUAGAAAGAGGAAUGUCACUGUGGAAGCGACAAAAGCUUAGCUCCCCAAUCCACACUUUAAAGGUGACAUUCAUGGGAGAGGCUGGAGUCGACACAGGCGCUCUCCGUAAAGAAUUCCUGACAGAAAUGAUUAGUGCCAUAGAGACCCGGCUCUUUGAAGGAGAAAAUGGUAAAGGAAAAAUGCCUAAGUACUCACUAAAUGACCUUGACAAUGGCCUGUUUCGGGCAAUUGCAAUGCAUGCCGCUGCUCGAAGAACUCCAAUGCUUCAGCCGCUCCGUGAGGGCCUUCAACUUUACCGUCUAGUGGACAUCAUGGAGAAGAACAAAGAAGUGUGCCGUGGCCUCUUUGUUUUUGAAGGUGGCAAUGAUCAGGUGGACUCUGAUUACAUUGCGUCACAUCUUGACCCACAAAUGAGUGAGAGUGGCACUCUAAAGCACAGCAAAGAAAUGCAAAUCUUGAAUAACUUCCAAGAUUUUUUAAUGGAACUUGAAGAUGGAGAUUCUGAGGAUGAGGAGGCACUUUCUGUGUCAAAAGUAAUGCAGUGGCUGUCUGGUCAAGCACAUAGACAUCUGCUCCUUUCAGAGAGACAAGCUUUUAAAAUCACAGUUCUAUUUGACCAUACAUGCAUGGAACGUAUGCCAAACCACAGAAUCUGCUACCCUGUUGUCAGUGCAUGCACCCAGACAAUCACAUUUCCCACUGCACAUUUAACAAGUUUAAAUGAAUUUAAAGAAAACAUGAAAAUUGCAGUGCAGCAGGGAGCUUACUUUUACAGGGUUUAG